AUGCUAGAGAAGGAAGAGGUUUGUGAUCCCAAAGAUCUUUCCAGAAAAGGGAUUAAUGGAAAAACGGAAAAUGUUGUUAAGUCAGUAUCUGAAGAUACCCUGAACGCCUUGUUGGCUAGUGUACUAAGUCACAAGAUAUUGAAUCCAAAGGAGGCUGAAAUAGUGAAAACAGGAAAUGUUACAACUAUAGCCAAGGCCCGCUGCCUGAUUGACUUUGUGAUCCUGAAGGGGUCUCCUGACAGCCAAACACUGAUUGACUGCAUCUGUAAGACCGACUCUGUCCUUGCUGACAAGUUGGGGUUUUCAAGUACUUUUGCAGCAAGGACAACAUCCAGAGAACACACAGGCAAGCUUAAGCUUUGUCCCUGUGAAGACUUCCUGGAACUCUGCAGAAAGAAGGCUGAAACUAUUUAUCCAAUACAAGAGAAAGGGAACCACACUCGCCUGGCUCUCAUCAUUUGUAACACAGAGUUUAAAAAUCUUCCCAAAUGCACUGGAUCCAACCACGACAUCAUUGGGAUGAAGGGUCUGCUUGAGGACCUGGACUAUAGUGUGUGAGUGGAAGAGAAUCUCACAGCCAGGGACAUGGUUUUAAAGCUAAGAAUAUUUGCUGCCUGCUGCGAGCAUAUGACUUCAGAUAGCACAUUCUUAGUGUUUAUGUCUCAUGGCAUCCUGGAUAAAAUUUGUGGAACCAUGCACAGUGAUGAAAAGCCAGAUGUCUUACCUUAUGACACCAUCUUCCAGAUUUUCAACACCCGCAACUGCUUUUAUCUAAAGGAUAAAUCCAAGGUCAUUAUCAUCCAGGCCUGCAGAGGUGGGAACAGUGGGGUGCUGUAUAUCGGUGACCCUGAAGCAACACCAGAAAAUGACUCUGACGGGUCUCCAGAAGGCCUAAUGGAUCAUGGUGUUCACAAGACCCAUGGAGACUCUGUGGCUUUCUGCUCCUCAAUCCCACAUAUACAUAAUGUUUCUUGGAGAAGUACAAGUGUUUCUCUCUUCAUCACUCAACUUAUAAAUUAUGUUUGAAACUAUUCUUGGUGUUGUCACCUAAUAGAAAUAUUUUUGAAGAUUCAAAAAUCAUUUGAGGAACCAAACUUGAAAUUCCAGAUGCCCACAAUUGAAAGAUCUACUAUGGCUAGAAAUUUUUACCUCUUCCCAGGCAACUAA
Messenger RNA from Condylura cristata (star-nosed mole), 1167 nucleotides. Its product is annotated as caspase-4-like. Gene Ontology annotation, cellular component: protein-containing complex. The record is from RefSeq and is a predicted model, not a curated record. NCBI's taxonomy places the organism in Eukaryota, Metazoa, Chordata, Mammalia, Eulipotyphla, Talpidae. Gene Ontology annotation, molecular function: cysteine-type endopeptidase activity; caspase binding. Gene Ontology annotation, biological process: regulation of apoptotic process; proteolysis.